Sclerotinia trifoliorum is the source of this 971-nucleotide messenger RNA. The record is from the annotation of a GenBank genome assembly. Lineage: Eukaryota; Fungi; Ascomycota; Leotiomycetes; Helotiales; Sclerotiniaceae.
UCAACUUCCCAUCGUCAACAAAUCCAUUUUCCAUCCACGCAAAACUUUCGACACAAGUUACUCCAAAAUUCUUCAUUGAAUUAAUUCAUCAACUUCCUUUUUAAUUUUAUACCAUCUUCAUCAUGACCGGAGGAAAAUCAGCUGGGGGAAAGGCAGGCGCAACAAAGAACGCACAAUCGUUAGUAGCAUUUCCCUCCUUUCACUCACACUUUACGACUUGUUCAAUUCGGCUUUUCACCCUCUUAUCAUAAAUCCAUUUCCGCGGUGCAUUUUCAAUCCUGAAUUUUCAAUGCUAAUUUUUAUCCCUCCAGCCGUUCUUCCAAGGCUGGUCUCGCAUUCCCAGUUGGUCGUGUCCACCGUCUUCUCAGAAAGGGUAACUACGCUCAGCGUGUUGGUGCUGGUGAGUCAUGCAUUCGAAAUAUUCUGCUUUUCCAUUUCUGACGCGUCUUUACCAGGUGCCCCCGUCUACCUUGCCGCAGUUCUCGAGUAUCUCGCGGCUGAAAUCCUUGAGUUGGCUGGUAACGCUGCUCGCGAUAACAAGAAGACCCGUAUCAUCCCACGUCAUCUCCAACUCGCCAUCAGAAACGAUGAGGAGUUGAACAAGCUUUUGGGACAUGUUACAAUUGCACAAGGUGGUGUUUUGCCAAACAUUCAUCAAAGUAAGUUUUCCGAAACACUGUUUGCCAAAUGACAUUUUCUAACAUUCUUUUAGACCUUCUUCCAAAGAAGACUGCUACCAAGGGUGCCGGUGGAAAGCCUGCCAGUCAAGAGCUAUAGAUUUUCGUUUCUGGGGUGUCGGCUUGAGAUGGUCUGCUUUUAUGAUAAUGGGGUGUCGUAUGGGUUUGGGUUUAUGGUUACUUUUUCGCGUUCCGGUUGUACAUUAAAAUCCAUGGCAAUGGAUUAGGAUUGCUUUCUGAAUCAAUCUUAUGAAUGAAAUCCGAAUGAUCAUUCUUCAUCAUCUUCCGAAUUAC